CUUGGGUUUGAGCUUGGUAUCGCUCUGAGGCCGAAUGGCUGCGAGAUCUGAGACGCUGUGAAUGCCGUGCGCAGAAUUACGCAUCCAUCUCAGGCUACAAGCGCAUAGAUCAACGUGCAACUGCGGGAGGCGAAAGAUGUGGGUAUAUAUUACCUGUGUCGUCCUUCAGGACCUGCCGAGUUUCUUCACUUUCCAAGACAUUCGAUUCUGGACUGAACUUGGUGCAACAUGUUGCUGCAUCAACUCUUGAAGCGCGCCCCCGAGGCUACUGCUCGCUAUGAUUGGAUCUUAGCCAUCACAUUCAUUGCCUACUUCUUCAGCGCGUUCGGUAAUGGAGCAAACGAUGUUGCCAACGCCUACGCCACCUCGGUCGCUGCCAGGACCCUUUCCAUGCUUCAAGUUGGUUUCCUCUCUGUGUGUACUGAGUUCUUCGGAGCUGUCGUGCUUGGAGAACGUGUCACGGACACCAUCAAGAACGGCAUCAUCACCAUCGAUCGAUUCGAAGGCCGACCGGGCGUCCUGAUGCUGGCAAUGGGAUGCGCUGAGGUUGGAAGCGCAACCUGGCUCAUGUUCGCUACUGGUCAAGGUAUGCCGGUCUCCACAACUCAGACAAUUGUCGGCGCCCUCAUUGGUAUUGGAUUCGCGACGCAGUCUCCAAUCAAAUGGGAAUGGACUUCAGGCUCUGUCAGUCAAGUCGCGGCUUCGUGGGGUAUCGCCCCAGCCAUUGCCGCUGCUUUCGCUGCUCUGGUCUUCGCUACUGUCAAGUACGCUGUGCUUGAGCGCAAAGACAGCUUCAAGUGGGGUAUGAGGUUGAUCCCAUUCUACUUCGCUUUCACUGCAGCUGUCCUCGCGCUCUUCAUCACUGUCGAGACUCCUGGUUCCGAUCUCGACGCUCUGGGACCGGGACGCGCGGUCGGCAUCGUCCUCGCUUGUUUCUUCGGCGUCUUGCUCAUCUGCUAUGUGUUCUUCAUGCCUUUCUUCGAGCGCAAGUUGAUCAAGAAGGAUGCGAGACUGAGAGUGUGGCACAUCCCUAUGGGCCCACUUCUCAAGAAGGAGGACGUCAAGCUCUACUGGCCGGGUAAGGGCGAGGAAUACGUCACCAACUACUACGAAGAUGCCUAUGGCAACGUUAAUGCCGGCAAGAAGGAUGCGGAGCGUGGAAGGACCUACGGUGGCGUCAACAACGACGCGGAUUCGGACGACAUCUCCAACCGUGACAACGAAAAGGGUGCCAACGCCGUUCCAGUCGGCAAAGCCCCAUCUGAUGAAAACUCCCUCGACCCAGCCGCCAACCCAGGAGAGGAACACCACCGCAAGAAGGCGUAUGUCUCGCCAUACAAGCGAUGGAUUGUACCUGUCAAGGAACUCUCCUGGUUCAACCCAAAGAAGCACUGGGCGUGGUUCAAGUUCUUGCUUCUUCGCGGUGUCUUCAUCGACUGCGUUACCCACGACUCUGGCAAACUUCGCGACAUUCACGCACGCGCUCAUCGUUACGAUGUUCGCGUUGAGCACUUGUGGACCUACUGCCAAGUCGUCUCUGCUAUGCUGAUGUCCAUUGCUCACGGUUCUAAUGACAUUGCCAACGCUGUUGGCCCAGUUGCAGCCGUCUAUUCGACUUACCAGACCGGCGCCGUUGACACUGAGUCCGGCACACCCAUCUGGAUUCUCGUCAUUGGUGGUCUCCUCCUUGGUAUGGGUUUCUGGUUCUUCGGCUACCACAUCAUCCGCUCUCUCGGAAACAAGAUUACGCAGAUGUCCCCAACCCGUGGUUUCUCUAUCGAGCUCGGCGCGGCCAUCACCGUCUUGCUUGCCUCGCGUCUUGGUCUGCCGGUCUCUACCACCCAAUGCUUGACUGGUGCUGCCGUUGGUGUGGCUUUGAUGAACUACGAUCUCGGUGCCGUCAACUGGCGACAGGUCGCUUUCAUUUUCAUGGGAUGGGUCCUCACUCUUCCUGCUGCUGGUCUCAUUUCUGGAUUGCUGUGCCUCAUGGCUCUCAAUGCGCCUUCAUUCUAAGUGUAGAGCCUCGCGCUGUACGAAACAUGUAUAUAUUCCCCAGAUCAUGAUUACGAUACCAAGCGCGAUAUGUCCACCCUGAAGUCUUCACCACAUCCAGCUGCAUUGAAUUUUCCCUGAACUUGUGCUCUUGCAACCGAGUCGAUACGCGUUGAUCAUGGAAACAGUGUCAAUUUUAGCAAGGCAUUAGGUACACUAGAAGGAGC
This is a messenger RNA of Cercospora beticola, 2219 nucleotides long. RefSeq names its product inorganic phosphate transporter. The record is from RefSeq and is a predicted model, not a curated record. Gene Ontology annotation, cellular component: membrane. NCBI's taxonomy places the organism in Eukaryota, Fungi, Ascomycota, Dothideomycetes, Mycosphaerellales, Mycosphaerellaceae. Gene Ontology annotation, biological process: phosphate ion transmembrane transport.